Messenger RNA from Gekko japonicus, 876 nucleotides. RefSeq names its product myeloid-associated differentiation marker-like. NCBI's taxonomy places the organism in Eukaryota, Metazoa, Chordata, Lepidosauria, Squamata, Gekkonidae. The record is from RefSeq and is a predicted model, not a curated record. The coding region runs from base 1 to 876 and encodes 291 amino acids. The transcript has a single exon. Gene Ontology annotation, cellular component: membrane.
AUGCCAGUUUUCGAGCUGAGCCCCCGCUCCCUGAUCUCCCUGCUGGGCAUCGUCCGCUUCUUUGAGAUCUUCUUUGCCUGCACGGCCUUCAGCCUGGUCUCCGUCUACCACAGCUACCACGGCCCCAGCGGCAACUGGUGCAUGUUCACCUGGUGUUUCUGCUUCGCCGUCACCGUCCUCAUCAUCUUGGCGGAGCUCGUCGGCGUGGCCCAGUCGCUGCCGAUCUCCUGGCAGGACUUCACCUCCGCCUUCUCCAUGCUGGCCGCCCUCAUGAUCUUCACCACCUCCGUGGUCUACCCGUCGGUCUUCCUCGCUCACGGCUGCUCGGGCACACCGUGCGGCUACAAAGGGGCGGCCACGGCCAUGUCCAUCCUCUGCUUCCUCGCUUACGCCGCCGAAGUGGGGAUCACCCGAGCCAAACCCGGCGAGGUCAGUGGCUUCCUGGCCACCGUUCCCGGCCUCCUGAAGGUGUUCGAGGCCUACGUGGCUUGCCUCAUCUUCUCCAUGAUCGUCAUUGCGCGAUAUUGGGCCUUUCCAGGACUCCAGUGGUGCGUGGCCGUCUACAGCAUCUGCUUCAUCGUCACGCUGCUCAUCGUCAUCCUCACCGUGGGACGUUGCCUCGCCUCCCUUCCCUUCCCCUUGGAGAAGUUCUUGGUGGGCUUCAACCUCUUGGCGGUGCUAAUGUAUGCCACGGCCACCUUUGUGUGGCCCAUCUAUAGUUUCAGGAACCAGUCGAGAACCGCGGACUGCAAUGAUGGACCCUGCAUGUGGAGCUAUCGUCUCGGCGUGACUUUCCUGACCAUCUUCAACCUCAUCGCCUACAUUGUGGAUCUCGUCUACUCCUCCAAGAUGGUCUUUGUGACCACGCCGGCGUAG